Aspergillus saccharolyticus JOP 1030-1 is the source of this 1677-nucleotide messenger RNA. Its product is annotated as putative YT521-B-like splicing factor. The record is from RefSeq and is a predicted model, not a curated record. The coding region runs from base 1 to 1677 and encodes 558 amino acids. NCBI's taxonomy places the organism in Eukaryota, Fungi, Ascomycota, Eurotiomycetes, Eurotiales, Aspergillaceae. Gene Ontology annotation, molecular function: N6-methyladenosine-containing RNA reader activity; mRNA binding. Gene Ontology annotation, cellular component: nucleoplasm. Gene Ontology annotation, biological process: regulation of alternative mRNA splicing, via spliceosome; mRNA splicing, via spliceosome. The transcript is spliced from 3 exons.
AUGCAUCCAUAUUCUGAUGGACAUGUCUACGCCUCAUACACUGCACCGGGGAGCUUACACCCGGGUUCCAAUCUAAGUGAUGCCCGAUCGAUCCUACCUGCUUACCAACUUCACCCUGUCCUUUACGAGCAACACCCGAUGCAACAACAAUAUGCCCCCUCGGUCCUCUCCCAGGGAGUUGUUUACCCAAUCCAUGCACUAUCAUCUUAUCCUCCAGCGGCGAUAAAUGCGAAUAUGACAUUUGGUGCCCCCUUUCCGUUCUAUGCGCCAUAUUUUCAACAGAACCAGCACCAGGAACCGCAUGUUCAACAUAACGCCCCCAGCCAUCAACCAUUGAGACCUAAUUCGUUAAGCCAGGCUAAUUCUCAUAUCCCCGGUCAGACAAAUUCAUAUGCACAGCCAAUUUAUCCGCAGGCCUCGAUUGCGGCUGCACCUGACCUUCGGUUGGCACCGACAAGCAUGUCGGUUUCGCAUCGCCGAUCUUCGCCUGGCCAUAUGGCCAAGAAGGCCACCGAUUCUGAUAGAGAAAAUGGCCAACGACACAGCAGCACGGAUUAUGAUGUCACGAAGACGAUUGUGGAUGGCUCUACGCCGAUGCGUGCGACCUCGCAUUCGUCCCAGUCGCUCGGAUCAAAUGCCUUACGUGGAUCACCCAGGAAGCCCAAGCAGUCCGGCCAUGCUUUGUGGGUCGGGAAUCUACCCCCAGCAACCAAUAUCACAGAUCUUAAAGACCAUUUCUCCCAGGAAGCUACGGAGGAACUAGUAAGCGUUUUUCUCAUCUCCAAAAGUAAUUGUGCCUUUGUCAACUACAAGACCGCUGCCGCUUGCGCUGCCGCCCUGUCAAGGUUCAAUGACUGUAGGUUCAACGGUGCGCGUCUUGUCUGCAGACUGCGGCACGGAUCCAUACCGGCCAGUUUCAAUCAAGAAUUCAUGAGCUCGUCUGUGUCCUCGCCAACACAAGACGGAGGCGAGAGUAAGCAAUUAAUCAUUGAAGACGAUGUGGAGUCACCAAAAUACCGGCGAAUCGAGGAAAGCAGACGCGCAAAUGCCAGAAUUUCGAGCAGAUACUUCGUUGUGAAAAGCUUGACUAUUGAUGAUCUCGAGCAUAGUCGACAAAGCAACAUUUGGGCUACACAAACUCACAAUGAGGACCAACUAAAUGAAGCCUACGAGAACACAGAUGAUGUUUACCUGAUCUUUUCCGCUAACAAGUCUGGCGAAUACUACGGAUACGCUCGCAUGAUGUCGCCCAUACAGGAAGAUGAGAGCCUGGCUAUAGAGGCAUCGCCACGACCCAACAGUAUGCCGAUUCCAGAAGAACCAGACAUUACUCCUACUCCAGCGACAUCUACUGCUCGCAAAGGAAGAGUCAUCAAUGAUCCUAUAAGAGGAACCAUCUUCUGGGAGGCAGAAUCGUCUGAGGAUGAAGACAAUACGAGGCCCGAUAGGAUCGGUACCAGGACGGAUGAUACCAUUGAACCGAGUCCGCAGUUGAUCGGGAAACCAUUCAGAAUACGAUGGCUAUCGACCACCCGCGUCCCAUUCCAUCGUACUAGAGGAUUGCGAAACCCUUGGAAUGCGAACCGAGAAGUCAAGAUAGCCCGUGACGGAACAGAGAUCGAGCCGGGGGUAGGAUGGAAACUCGUACAGCUAUUUCACUCGAACACGCUGGAGUGA